Musca domestica (house fly) is the source of this 1721-nucleotide messenger RNA. Its product is annotated as elongation of very long chain fatty acids protein AAEL008004. Gene Ontology annotation, molecular function: fatty acid elongase activity. Gene Ontology annotation, biological process: fatty acid elongation, monounsaturated fatty acid; fatty acid elongation, polyunsaturated fatty acid; fatty acid elongation, saturated fatty acid. Bases 402 to 1271 code for a protein of 289 amino acids. NCBI's taxonomy places the organism in Eukaryota, Metazoa, Arthropoda, Insecta, Diptera, Muscidae. Gene Ontology annotation, cellular component: endoplasmic reticulum membrane. The transcript is spliced from 6 exons. The record is from RefSeq and is a predicted model, not a curated record.
AGAUCGAAGUAAAUCGAAUAGAAGACGGAUACCUACGAGCCAGAUGAAGUUAGUCUGCUGUUAAACCGUGAACUAGUCGCACGCUUCUCGGACACCUGCGCGAAGAUACUAAACGAUUUGUAAAUAUCUGUGUAAAAAGGAAUCGCCUAUCGAAAUUCUAAAACAAAGAGUGUGUGUGCAUGUGCGUUGUCGUGCGGGUUCUACCAAAACAAGAAUAACUUUGAUUUUUGCGAAUAGAAAUAAAAUAAAAACUCGAAGAAUAAGGAAGUGCGCUUCUACAAAUCGCGACUGUUGCAGCAUCAACAUUGACUUUAAUAACUGCGGGACGAAUUUGAAUAGGACAGGAGACAAGUGUUCGACACUCAAGGCAUCACUGAUCGGAAAAGGCAACUGCAACAAAAAUGUCUACCGUCACUUUGAGCAUAAAUGAAACCAAUACGGUCGUAGAUAGACUGGUGAAUUUCUUCGUAGAACACGAAGAUCUGCGAACGAAAAACUGGUUCCUAUCCAAUGCACCCGGACCUCUGUUCACCAUUUUGGCCGUUUAUUUGUAUUUCUGUUUGUAUGCUGGCCCGAGGUGGAUGCGUGAUCGGAAGCCGUUCGAAUUGAAGAAUACUCUGCUCGUUUACAAUGCUAUCCAAGUAGUCCUAAGUUGGGUGCUGUUUUAUGAGGGUUACAAGGGCGGAUGGGGUGGCCAUUACAACUUCAAAUGCCAACCCGUACUAUAUGCCACCGAUCCAAUCUCCAUGAGGAUGGCUCGAGCAGUCUGGUUGUACUACAUUGCUAAGAUUACCGAACUCUUGGACACAGUGUUCUUUGUAUUGAGGAAAAAGGAUCGCCAAAUCUCGUUCCUCCACUUGUACCAUCACACUCUGAUGCCGGUGUGCGCCUUCAUUGGUGUUAAAUACUUUGCCGGUGGACAUGGUACCCUACUUGGAUUCAUCAACUCUUUCAUCCACAUCAUUAUGUAUGCCUAUUACCUGUUGUCGGCCAUGGGUCCCAAGGUGCAGAAAUAUUUGUGGUGGAAAAAAUACAUCACCAUUUUGCAAAUCGUUCAAUUUUUGAUCAUCUUCGUCCACACACUCCAAGUUCAAUUCCAACCCAGCUGCAACUUCCCCAAGCCAAUCGCUGCCCUGUUGACCUUCAAUGCGGGUCUCUUUACAUACAUGUUCAGUUCUUUCUAUGUCAAAAACUACAACAAGGAACAGAAGAGGGCAUCCCUCAAGAAGAAAGCAGAUGCAGCCGCUGCCGCAGCACUCAAACAGGACUAAAGACAUUUCCGAACUAGCCUGUCUUCACAUUCUUUUUCGGGAUUUCGCGAUGUUGUGAUGCCGUCGCGUGCCUUUCGAGCUUCGAGUCGCAACCAUCUAUCUUUACUUCCGACCCCACCAUCACUUGUGUUUUCUUUGGGCUUUAAGCUAAGGGUACUCCAUUUAACUUUUCUCUUAGGUCUUUCAAAGAAAGGCUAGAAACAAGCUAAGAGAAUUUGCUAUUAUUUUGUUUGUAUGUAUAGAUGUUAAGAUAAUUAUGUAGAUCAUUUUCUUUUAGGUUUAAGUUUUGUUGCUUUCCAGCCUUUAAUUCAUCAUCUGGGGAUGAUCAAAUCCUUCAUUAUGUAGAAUAUAAGACUUCCUUUUUAAGUAUGUACUUGUUAUAUUUUAAGUAAACCAAUGAUGUCGAUAUACCAACUGAAGCCAACAAUAAAAGUAUAUUAAGAAAUUGAA